Pectinophora gossypiella (pink bollworm) is the source of this 975-nucleotide messenger RNA. RefSeq lists its product as uncharacterized. The record is from RefSeq and is a predicted model, not a curated record. NCBI's taxonomy places the organism in Eukaryota, Metazoa, Arthropoda, Insecta, Lepidoptera, Gelechiidae. The transcript is spliced from 3 exons. Bases 1 to 975 code for a protein of 324 amino acids.
AUGGAGCGCGAAAUUUCAGAAUUGGUACCAACGCAGUGUGGUUCUGUGGACAUCGUUCAUGAACUGCAUAUGACGAUGAUAGAUGGGAAAGUGGCAAAUGGCAUCGCUGACGUCCCUUCGGCAGCAACGUGUCCCAUUUGUCUGGCAAAACCAAGCGAGAUGAACAAUUUGGCACUUUUAGCCAUGAAACCUAUUCGCGAUGAUUUGUACCGCUACGGAAUUUCGUCGCUACAUAUGAAAAUAAGAUGUAUGGAGUGUCUGCUUCAUAUAUCUUAUAAUAUGGAUUUUCAACGCUGGAGUGCACGAGGGGAGCACAAAGCAUUGAAAGAGGCGAAGAAAAAUGCCACGCAGCAAGAGUUUCGUGAAGAGACGGGACUCCUUAUAGAUAUUGUUAAACAGGGUUUUGGAACAACAAAUGACGGAAAUACUGCAAGGCGCUUCUUCCAAGACUACAAAAGAUCAUCCAGAAUAACCGGGAUUGAUGAAAAUUUAAUUCUACGGUUUGCUGUUAUUUUACAAGUAAUAGCUUCAGAAAAGAAGAUCAAUAUUGAGAAGUUCAGAAGCUAUUGCAAAGAAACGGCAGAAUUAUUUGAACAUUUGUAUCCAUGGUACUAUAUGCCAGCAAGUGUACAUAAACUGCUGCUGCAUGGAGCAGAAAUAUGCAGUUACUUUGGACUUCUACCAAUUGGAACCUUAUCAGAAGAAGCCUCGGAAGCUCGCAACAAAGAUUUCAGAAAUCUGAGAGAAAAACACACGAGGAAAAAAGGAAGAAUCGUUGCAAACGAGGACAUUCUCCACGGACUUUUAAUAAGUUCAGACCCGCACAUUUCCCGAAUAAGGCCGAAAUUUUCAAAGGAAACUCAUCAGUCAUUAUAUGAUGAUGCUGUUAAUUUGCUUCAUUUGGAGGACCCUGACUUUGAAGAAGAGGAAUGCUCUCAAGCAGAACCUGAAGACAUUUCUGAUCCACUGGAAUAA